GACAAACGUUCAUCGCGAGCUCGAGACGAGGAAGAUGAAGACGAAGAACAAGAUGACGAGGAGGACGAGGAGGAGGACGAGGAGGAAGACGAGGGCGUUGAGAGAGGCAAGAAACGCGUGAAGCGCCGGCACAAAGCACCGGCAUGGCAGCGCUUCGUUGAUGUUGAGGCUGAAGUCGACGAGGACGAUGAGGAGGAAGACGACGACGAAGAAUUCGCGAACAAUGACUUCUUGGCUGAACCUGGUCUGGAGGGUGAUGAGGACGAUGUAGCUCGUCGGGCAGCCACACAUGCUCGUUUGGAGCGCCGCGAACGUGAAUUAGACGAUCAGGACCUUGCUCGUAUAGCAGAAGACGUCAGUCAACGGUACAAACGAACCGCGGCCCAGCGCUAUACCGGAAAUAUGGACGAUUUGCCGCAACACAUGUUGAUUCCCGAUGUUCAUGACGCCAAUCUGUGGCAAGUACGGGUCAGGCCGGGCAAGGAACGUGACAUAGUCAUGAGCCUAAUGCGGAAAGCUAUCGACGUAGAGUACUCUGGUCGUCCACUCCAAAUCCUCUCUGCAUUCGAGCGUGACUCCCUCCCUGGCAUGAUCUACGUCGAAGCUCGUAGCGCCAAGCAGGUCAUGGAUGCUUGCAACGGGUUAGUUGGUGUAUUCUUUACCCGACCUCCGGCUUUGGUUCCCAUCGAAGAAAUGGACAAGCUACUUCAGUUGAAGAAGCAAGAGGUGACGGUUACCCCGGGUAGCUGGGUCCGCAUACGUCGAGGGAAGUAUCAAGGCGAUCUCGCUCAAGUAAUGGAUAUUACGGAGAACGGGGAAGAGGUCGGGCUAAAAUUCGUGCCUCGUAUCGACCUAAACCCCAAAGACGACAUGACUGCGGACGGGAAGAAGCGAAAGAAGACCGCCACUACAGCGACGGGCGUUCGACCUCCGCAGCGCUUCUUCAACUACGAGGAAGUCGUCAAAGUGUAUGGGCGUAAAGCGGUUUCGAAGCGCAAUCAAGUAUACGUUUUCCAGAGCGACACGUACAAGGACGGGUUUAUCGAAAAGGACUUCCGUCUUUCGGCACUGCAACUCGAUGACGUUGUUCCAACCUUGGACGAGAUCUCUCUGUUUAGCCGAGAUCAGGAAGGCGGCGGCAUGGACGAGGGCGGGAACAAAAUCGACUUAUCUAUCAUCGCGGAGGCGUCGAGGAAAGCCGCCAUCGCAGUUCUUCAGCCCGGAGACCACAUCGAAGUCUUUGAGGGCGAGCAGGCAGGUGUGCAAGGUGUGGUCGAGGGGGUCCAAGGGGAUCUUGUCACCAUUACCGCCCAAGGUGUCGACCUCGAGGGUCAAAAAAUCGAUUUGCCUGCACGAAGUGUCCGGAAGCGAUUCAAGCCUGGGGACCAUGUCAAGGUUAUGAACGGGAAGAAUGCCGAUGAAACGGGCCUUGUCGUCUCUGUGAUGGACAACGUCGUUACGUUUCUGUCCGACAUGUCGAUGCAGGAGGUGUCUGUUUUCGCUAAGGAUCUUCGUGAAGCGGCAGAAGUUGGUUCCAGCACCAAUAUCGUCGGUAACUAUGAGCUCCAUGACCUUGUACAGCUUGACUUGCAAACUGUGGGGGUCAUCUUCAAGACCGAGCACGAUUCCUUCCGUGUGCUGGAUCAACAUGGCCAAGUACGACUUGUGCAACCGCAUCAGAUAUCCAUGCGAAGGGAUUCUCUUCGGGCCAUCGCCACCGAUUCCGAAGGCCACGAACUACGUGUCGGUGACAAUGUCAAGGAGGUUGAUGGAGAGGGUCGCAAAGGACAAGUUUUGCACAUCCACCAGUCGCAUUUUGCGUUCUUGCACAACCGAGAAAUCGUCGAGAACGGUGGCGUAUUCGUCACCCGAGCACGGUCACUGGCUUCUUUGGCGCCCAAAGGAAAUGCUAUGAAACCCGGUGUCGGGGACCUUUCCAAGAUGAAUCCGGCCAUGAGUGGUGGUGCUUCAUUAGGGGGCAUGGUUGGUUCCGGAAAUAUUGGGCGCGGACCUCGCGAUCGCUUAAUUGGAGUAUCCGUUGCGGUCAUCAAAGGGCCCAACAAAGGCCUUCAUGGAAUUAUCAAGGACACCAACGGUCCGAUAGCUCGCGUUGAAUUGACCGCCAACAAUAAGGUCAUCUCGAUAGAAAAGGAGAAACUGAAACGGUUCAACCUUAUGACAAAAAAACUGGAGAAUCUGGAAGGUGCCUACUCCAGUUUCUCUGGUCGUGGACGAGGGUCAAUGGCACCACCCCAAGGCGGACGCACUCCGGCCUGGGGCGGUGGUGCUAGCGGCGGUGCCACGCCAGGAUGGGGUGUGAGCGGUGCUACGCCUGGAUGGGGGGCUUCACGAACGCCUAAUCCGUACACGACCGGUGCUACACCUGCAUGGAACACGUCGUCGCGUACACCGAAUCCGUACGCAAACGGCGGUAAAACACCAGCCUGGGACGCUGGUGCGCGUACACCAAACCCAUAUGCUGGGGGCGGGGGCAAUGCUGCCUGGGGUGGUGCGACGCCGGGGCGUUCUUGGGGUGGGGGAGCCUCCCCUGCCCACCCAACAGGGUUCGGCGGGUCCACACCAGCCCGACCUACUAACUCCAAUACCAGCUCGUGGGGGAGUGCCUCUCCAGCGAGACCGUCAGGUGGCUGGGGCGAGCCUUCGAGUAGCUGGGGAAGCGCCAGUGCAAGCAACACCGAUAAUUGGGGCUCAGGAGCGGCGACAGCUCCUACGCCUGGUUAUUCGGCUGCUGAGACACCAGGGCCGACACCGGCUGCACCGACGCCGUUCGCCUUCGCUAAAACCCCUGCUGCUUAUGGCGCCGCUGCGGCGACACCUGCCAAUACUUCUGAAGCGAAUCGAGACAACAUACCGGCCAAAUUCACCUUGCCCCCACGUUGGAUCGUCGAAUAUAAUGUUCCAAAGAAAGGACUCAUGGUCAAGAUCUCCGGAACGAAUGGCAUUGGGCUACCGCGAUGGCGAGAUGCCGAGAAAGAAGGGGUCCGCGGCGUGAUGACCUCAUGGAGUGAUUACGGACAGAGUUCUAUAGCCGUGCUGAAGCCUCAAGAUGGCACUGACGAAUUCCAAAUCCCCAUCGAAUAUCUGGUUGCGAUUCACCCAGAUCAGGAGGGUGAAAAGGUAUACGCGCUCGAGGGCCCUUGGAAGGGCGAAAUCCUCUUAACUGUAGGUCAUGAUGGGAACGAUCCUGACACUGGACGACGCCUCUGGACGGUCAGCAAGGCGCAUCAGGCUUUCGACGAGAUGCUGCAUCAGCACCUUGUCAAAUACGACGAUACUGUACAGUAGUUUUGGAUCAUUAUUUUUCGUUACAAUACAAUCUAGAGAUUCACAGGC
This is a messenger RNA of Punctularia strigosozonata HHB-11173 SS5, 3354 nucleotides long. RefSeq lists its product as uncharacterized. Gene Ontology annotation, biological process: transcription elongation-coupled chromatin remodeling; regulation of DNA-templated transcription elongation; regulation of transcription by RNA polymerase II. The transcript is spliced from 10 exons. Gene Ontology annotation, cellular component: DSIF complex. The record is from RefSeq and is a predicted model, not a curated record. Lineage: Eukaryota; Fungi; Basidiomycota; Agaricomycetes; Corticiales; Punctulariaceae. Gene Ontology annotation, molecular function: mRNA binding. The coding region runs from base 403 to 3306 and encodes 967 amino acids.